GUCAGAUACUGACGUUCAGAUUUUGACAGGUGAUUUGGGUCGUGUGUUUAUUGAACUGAACCUUCGAAUUGUGAAAUGCGUUGAAAAUAAAAGAUUUUUGUUCGAUAAUGCUAUUAUUAAGUGUUCUAUAAAACAAAUAUGAGUGUUUUCGGCGAUUUCCAACAAGUAUGGUUACAGAGAUUUCCAGAGAGUCCGUUACCCGGAGCAUGGGAGGAAGAUGUCCGAGCCAAUCUUUUAAAACAUAAACAAAAAGUCUUAUUACUCAGGGAAGAAUUGGAAAAAGAACAAUUUUACGUUGAAUAUUUAGAAAGACUACUUAAUGAUGUGGAACAGCAUAAGAAACAGAUCGAAGGUGGGAAAAAGACAGAUAUUCGUAAUGAUGUCAUCGAGACUGAUUUAUCUAAGGAAACUUCCAAAGAUGACGAUGAGAAUCCAACAGAAGUUGACAUCGAAUCUUUAUCCGCAAAUAUGUGCAUUAAUGAAUUAUCCAAAUCGCAUUCAGUAGGCGGCACUGAUGGUAAUAAAAAGACUGAUACAGACGACGGUACUUUUGUGACUGUGAUUGAAGUCAACGGUUUGAAGAAUACAGAGUUGAAUCAGGAUAAAAUUCCUCCGAAGGUUCCCGAAAAACCAGAUUCCCAACUUAAAAAGACACUUCUUGAACAUUCCUCUAGUAGAAGCGACUCUCUUGAGUCUUCAUCGGAUGUACACACAGGAGACGAACCAUUCUACGAUAUAGUAGCAGGGGAGGAUGAAUCGAAUCUACAACAGAGUGACACUUCCAGUACUGAGAACGUAUUCAGUACUUCUUCCACUUUACCGUUGACCGCUAAACUAGAAUCGGUCAUUCAGGAACCGCAGUCGCCUGGGACGUCGAAUUAUGUUAAUAUUGAGUAUUUUAUAAAAUGUACCAAAGGAAACGAUAACGAUCCGAGUAGCAGUGAAGAUGAGGAAGAAAUUGCCCCUUUGCGUUCUAAUACCGCCGACAAUGGUUCGUACGCGAGUUCUAGCUCUCUAGAAUCGUCAACUCCGUCGACAAGAAGAAAAUUCAGUCAGGAGGGAGAUGUUAAGGUUGAAGCCGAAAGAAUGACCAUGUAUCGAUGUAUUUUAUUGAAUAUAAUUGACAGUGAAACGAAUUAUGUGGAGUGGCUCGGCAUAGCUAUUAAGUAUAUGAAAGCAAUUCAGUCAACCCUAGGCACAUCUCAACCUAUAGUUAGUGAGACUGAAUUGAGAACAAUAUUUUAUAAAAUCCCAGAGCUGUACGCGUUACACGUGAAUUUCUUAGAGGCUCUUCAGAGACAUACACAAAAGUGGGAUAGUAAGAUUGGAGAGAGCUUCAAGACUAUGGCAAAUAAUUUGACAAUUUACGGGGCAUUCCUUAGCAAUUAUGGUCGUGCGAUAGACACUGUGAGAAAGUGCAGCGCGAACAAUUCUCAGUUCCACGAAAUAACGAAGAACAUCACAUGUAAACAACUGUCGGGUCAGCCGGUGUCUUUGGAGGACUUACUGCAUAAACCUGUGGCUCGAGUGCAGAAAAACGCGCUCGUCUUACACGAUAUGUUGAAAUACGUUCACCAGAAACAUCCCGAUUACAAAACCCUGACGGACGCUUUGCAGAUAACGCAAAGAUUCUUGGACCAGUUCAACAUGAUCCAAACCAAGUCAAUGUUCCCUUCGGCUGAUAGAGCUCAAAGGAGGCUAGUCAAAAAUUCGUUUAUAGUUGAAUUCGCAGAUAACCAUAGGAAAUUGCGGCAUUUAUUUUUGUUUAACGACGUUAUAGCUUGUGCUAAAUAUAAGUCAUCUGGGCGGACUGAAAAGUACACGUUCGAAUUGAAGUGGUUCAUUCCGGUAGAAGAUAUUAUUAUAUUAGAAGAAUCCACUGCAAAUCUCCAUGAAGUACCUGCUUCCAAUAUCGUUUCUUUGAAAUCUCAAGCUUCAAACGUUAGAGAUCAACUGAGACAAGAGGAGAAAUCGACAGAAGAUAGAAGGAUUCGAUUAGGGAGAGGUUCCGAAAAGUUCCGGAAGAGGCUCGUGGAGCUGGAGAGUCAAUUAGUGUUAGUAUCGCCGAAUCUGGUGUUCAGAAUAAAACAUAGACAGAACGGGAGGACUUAUCUGUUCUUCCUGUCCUCCGAUUUCGAGAGGACGCAGUGGAUCGAGGCCAUCCAGACCCUGCAGAGGACCGGCAUUCCGCCGUCGCCCACAACUAACAACGCCAGUAUGUUCGAGUUGCAAACGUGGAUAACGGCCUGCAGAACGUUCCUGAAGACCAACAUGGGUUCGUAUCUUUUGAGGAGCGGUCAGGACGAGAGUCUUCUGGUUGGGGAUCUGCACGUUUUCAUAUACGACCUUAACGGUUUGGAGUAUACUAGUGACUUGUAUAUCUGUAUCGAAGUAGAUUUUUACGGACAUUUCUUCCAAAAGGCCAAAACGAAGUUGGCGUGCAACACCAGCACGCCCGUUUGGAAUGAAAAUUUCAUUAUUGAUCUGGAGGGUUGCGAGAACCUACGUAUCUUGAUCUAUAGGGAGAACAGUCCAGUCGAUACGUUGUUUGGGAAGCAUACCCAAAAAUUGAGCAGGCAGUGGUUGCUGGGUCAAGGGCCGGAUUUGAUCGAGAAAAAACUGCUCAUAAAUGGAUGCACACUGAGAAUAGGUUUGAAAUUUAUCCCCUGCGAGGUCAGUCUCAGGAGGGUGCCAGCUGGGAAGGUGGGGAACUUGUUCGGUGAAAAGAUCCAACAAAUAUGCAAGAGGCAAAAACGAGACAUUCCCUUCAUUGUUACUGCUUGUAUACGAGAAGUUGAAAGAAGGGGAAUGAUGGAAGUUGGCGUGUAUCGAGUAUCUGGAUCGGCUUUGGAUCUUGCCAAAUUAAGGAAGUCAUUUGAAACUAAUUCUUAUGAAGCAGAGCAACUAUUGAAAGAAGUAGACAUACAUUCCGUUACAGGAGUGUUGAAAUUGUUUUUGAGAGAGUUACCAGAAGCGCUUUUCACGGAUCAAUUGUAUCCUACUCUUUUAGAAUCAUUCAAUCAGAGCAACGGCAAUCUUAUGAAGAGGACAGAAUUGUUGAAUGAUUGUUUUGAGAAAUUACCACAACAAAAUAAAGCUACCAUUACCUGCAUCUUGGAACAUCUGAUAAGAGUGCAUAAGCAUGAAAACGAAAACAAGAUGUCACUCCACAAUUUGGCAACUGUGUUUGGACCAACUCUACUGCGACCUAGUAUCAAAGGAGACAGUUCCAAACACAAAGAUAUGCCUGCCGCCACUGUUGACGUGAUGGCCCAAGCAGGUAUUCUCUAUUGUUACCUUCAGGGAAUGAAUAACAUGCAGAACAAAUGCUGACUGAAACCAUUGUCUCUUAGCCCUUCAAAAUAAUAAUGUAUUAUUAUGGACCUUGCUUGUGAAAUUAACAUAUUAAGCAUCAAAUAUACAGUGUUACACAUAUUGCAAUGUAACUUUAGAGCUAUGAAAACAUUGCGAUAUGUUUGACCCCCAUCGCCACCUAGUUAUGUCUGAGCAACUGCCUAUAGCGAAUUUCCAAAGUAAGUCAAUUAACCUACCUGAAAUACAAAUUUUUGAAGUCAUAGAAUGAAAAAUACGAAAAAAAUACUUAUUCAUGGUGAACUGACGCUUUUCAUAUAUUUAUUUUGAAUUUUUUGACCUCAACAGUAAAAAUCAUCGACUCGGAAACUAUUGACAGUCCGAAUUGGCUGUUUUUCUCAAAUAGAAGACUUUUGUCACUGAACGUUUCAUUGUUGUAAUAAUUAUCAUAACUCUUUGUUAGGAGUGAAAAUGAAUAUUCUUUUGAAAAGAGAAUAUGGCAGAGAUGUUACAUCUACAUUACAAUGUCAAUAUCGAAUUUUUCAUAAUUUAAAGCAAAUAAAUGAAUGUACUACAGUUUAGAUUUCAAAAUUGUAGAAUUUUCAUUAGUAGACAUGCCCAAUUUGCUCUUCCUAAAUCUUAAUAUACAGAUUGCUUACUGUAUAGAGGGCACGUUUUGUUUUAAUUUCUUCGUUUUUUUUCUCUUGAAAGUUUUUAGGGGUAUGCAUGUACAACAGUUCUCAAACUGUGGCUACAAGAUGAAAGCAUCCAGCUCUAUUGCUAUUAUAAUAGCAUGUUCAGACCGAUAAAGGUCAUAUAUAAGUGUAAGUAGAGUUUAAUUAUGGGUUUUCAUCAAGUAUCGUCUACCUCUUGAAUAUUUGAGGAAUGGCCAGAUAUUAUUGGCGUGUUCAUAUAUUGCAUUGAAUAUCUAGUCCAUAAAAAGUCAACUUGCUGAGCAUUUUUAUACUAGUUGAUAGUACGAAAAAUUGUUGAACUUUAAGGUGCUUAAUAUGUUGAUAGAGUGAUUCGCAUGCGCUUUUUUCCGUGUGUGAUUGUUUCUUAUUGUGCUUCAUAUCGACUCCUCUUAUGAAGUACGUAUUAUACUUAAUAAUUCCGAUGAGAAAAUAAGAGCCCUUACAACUUUAGCAUUCUUCCAGAUAUUACUCUUUUUAGGUAAGCAAUAUCACCUCCCCAUAAGUUAUUACACAUGUAUUGAUAUUUCAAUUCUGAUAUAUACAAUUUGAAAUGAGUUGGAAGUUUAAGUUGAAGGAGGUAAAAUAAAGUAUAUUAGUCAGAUGAAAUUAUACUUUUGGAUUAUUUCUUUGAGUAUUAUCUUAAGUAUUUGUUUCAAGCUGUAAGUUUUUACAUUACCAAAUUUUUUAUAAGUAGGUAUUUUUGUAUGUAUGUAUUUGUACUUGAAUAUUAUGUAGUUAAAUUAUUUUAUAACAACUUUAAUGUGAAUUUGUAUAUAUUUAUAUAUGAUCAGAAUACAAUUUCGAAAUAUAA
This is a messenger RNA of Coccinella septempunctata (seven-spotted ladybird), 4818 nucleotides long. It is a transcript of the gene RhoGAP1A, whose product is annotated as active breakpoint cluster region-related protein. The record is from RefSeq and is a predicted model, not a curated record. Lineage: Eukaryota; Metazoa; Arthropoda; Insecta; Coleoptera; Coccinellidae. Bases 139 to 3333 code for a protein of 1064 amino acids. Gene Ontology annotation, cellular component: membrane. Gene Ontology annotation, molecular function: GTPase activator activity; guanyl-nucleotide exchange factor activity. Gene Ontology annotation, biological process: signal transduction; positive regulation of GTPase activity. The transcript has 15 exons.